UUUCUCCUUGUGUUUGGUUGCUUGAUUUUGUCCGUGUUUUCUACUAUUCCUGAACACGCAAAACUUGCCUCUGGUUGUCUCUUCAUUCUGGAAUUUGUCAUGAUUGUUGUCUUUGGUUUGGAGUUUAUUAUUCGUAUCUGGUCUGCUGGAUGCUGCUGUCGGUACCGAGGAUGGCAAGGACGGCUGCGCUUUGCGAGGAAACCCUUCUGUGUGAUAGACAUCAUUGUUCUCAUCGCUUCAAUAGCAGUUGUUUCUGCAAAAACUCAGGGUAACAUUUUUGCAACAUCAGCACUGAGAAGUCUUCGUUUCCUACAGAUCCUUCGUAUGGUGCGCAUGGACCGAAGAGGAGGCACUUGGAAAUUAUUAGGUUCAGUAGUUUAUGCACACAGUAAGGAAUUAAUCACAGCCUGGUACAUAGGAUUUUUAGUACUCAUCUUUUCAUCUUUCCUGGUUUAUCUGGUGGAAAAGGAUGCAAAUAACCAAUUCUCCACGUAUGCAGAUGCUCUCUGGUGGGGCACGAUCACGUUGACAACCAUUGGCUACGGUGACAAAACUCCCCUCACUUGGCUCGGAAGGCUGCUGUCGGCAGGGUUUGCUCUCCUUGGCAUCUCCUUCUUCGCGCUGCCUGCUGGCAUCCUUGGCUCGGGAUUUGCACUGAAAGUGCAGGAGCAGCAUCGUCAGAAACACUUUGAGAAAAGGAGGAAUCCAGCGGCCAGCCUGAUCCAGUGCGUCUGGCGUAGUUACGCGGCUGAUGAGAAAUCGGUUUCCAUCGCUACCUGGAAGCCCCAUUUGAAGGCCUUGCAUACCUGCAGCCCUACAAAAAAAGAACAAGGGGAAGCUUCCAGCAGUCAGAAGCUGAGUUUCAAGGAGCGGGUGCGGAUGGCCAGCCCCCGAGGGCAGAGCAUCAAGAACAGGCAGUCUUCGGUGGGAGACCGCCGGUCCCCAAGUGCCGACGUGGCCACCGAGGGCAGCCCCACCAAAGUCCAGAAGAGCUGGAGCUUCAACGACCGAACCCGCUUCAGGCCCUCGCUGCGGCUGAAGAGCUCCCAGCCCAAACCCGUGGUUGACGCUGACACCAGCCUGGGGACGGACGACGUGUACGACGACAAAGGGUGCCAGUGUGAUGUGUCGGUGGAAGAUCUCACCCCUGCUCUGAAAACUGUCAUCAGAGCUAUCAGAAUUAUGAAAUUCCAUGUUGCAAAGAGGAAGUUUAAGGAAACGCUUCGUCCGUAUGAUGUCAAAGAUGUCAUUGAGCAGUACUCGGCAGGCCAUCUGGACAUGCUGUGCAGGAUUAAGAGUCUCCAGUCUCGCGUUGACCAAAUCCUUGGGAAAGGACAGAUCACAGCGGAUAAGAGAAGCAGAGAGAAGAAUCCCGCGGAGCAUGAGACGGGCGACGACCUCAGCAUGCUGGGCCGUGUGGUCAAGGUGGAGAAACAGGUACAAUCCAUCGAGUCCAAACUGGACUGUCUGUUGGACAUCUACCAACAAGUGCUGCGAAAGGGAUCUGGCUCCGCGCUCACCUUGGCUUCCUUCCCCAUGCCGGCCUUCGAGUGCGAGCAGACCUCUGACUACCAGAGCCCCUCCGACAGCAGGGACCUCUCCGCUUCCGCACACAUCAGCGGGUGCGUUUCCAGAUCAGCCAGUGCCAACCUGCCCCGUGGCCUACAGCUCAUCCUGACACCAAAUGAGUUCAGCACUCAGGCUUACUAUGCUCUCAGCCCAGCUAUGCAUAGUCAGGCCACUCAAGUGCCAAACGACGGACCUGCCGGGGUUAGUAACUCAGCAAACCAAAUAAACCAGGCGACGAAGCCGGCAACUCCGACGACACUGCAAAUACCGCCUUUCUCAUCCAUGAAGCACCUCAACAGGCCGGAGCCCGUCCACAUUAUUCCUGUAACCACGCAGGAAAACGUUUCCGAUGUCACCGCUUGCCUUGUCGCCUCCAGGGAUAACGGACAAGUGGCGCAGCCCAGCACGACCAAGGAUCUCACGUGGAGGAAAAGCCUGGAUGUAGAAGGAGAACCUUUGCUCUCCGUUAAACCCGUGGUGCAGAUGGAUUUGGGAAAAUCUUUGUCUGUGCAGAACCUCAUCCAGUCGACGGAAGAACUGAAUGUGCAGGUGGCUGGCAGCGACUCCAGCGGUUCCAGAGGGAGCCAAGACGUGUACUCCAAGUGGAGGGAGUCAAAAUUAUUUAUAACUGAUGAAGAGUUGGAGGCGGAGGCAGGAGCAGAGACUCCCGAAGCCAUCUCGCGCCCGUUGGUGGACACGGCUCUCUCUGCCGACUCUCUGAGGACUGGAAUAUCAAGAUCAUCUCAAAGCCUUUGCAAGCCAGGGGACGGUACAGAAGCGCUCAAUCUGCUCCACGUCAAACUGAAAUAACAGCUCGUGGGCUUUUCUUCGUUGGCUGGGUCAUUCCUCUAGUCAUACAUAUCACAGCAUGAACUGGUUUGAGAGCCUUUUUAAUAAGAUAAAAUCACAAAAAAAUCAGGAUGAAUCCGAGAAGCAGUCGAAUGAGCCCAUAUCUCCCAGUUGCAUGAAAAUGCAUGUUUCAGUGAAGGCUGACACUCAAAUUUACACCCACAGUACGGCGGCCUUUCCUGUAGUGCGGCGGGGUCCGGCGGCGCGGUGCCCCCAGAGCUCACGCGGCAGGACCUUCCGAAACGCAACAAUUCCAGCAUUCAGACCUAGUGCCGUUUCCACAGAGCAGAAGUCAAAAUCGCAAGGUUUAAAGCACUUUGCUUCUGAACUAGUUAAAUAUAGAUAUAUAUAUAAUGUCCUGAUUUAGACGAUAGUUUAUGUUUACAACAACAAAAAAAAAAAAAAAAUGAUCUACAGCUGCUAGCAAGGUACCAAGGAAACCAGUACCGGGGGGUGAGAAAUGGCUGCCAGUUGCAAGAUACACACAUUGGCUCAUCAGCAAUCAGUUAUUUUUAACUCUGAAAACCCAGAUCGUUACUAUCCAUCCGAUUUUUGGUGAUCGAGUGGUGCGGCAGCAGCACCUGACACACCACUGUCACGUUGCUCUUUAUAACGAGAACAUUAUUUUGCUGCGAAAUGUUUGUAUUUUAAGGGUUGGGGCUGGCCUCAGCAACGGGUAACCCGGGGGACUGCACUGAAAAUCCAGGGAAUCUCUGCUUCUCCCAGCCCCACGGAGGAGCUGCCCUGGGAAUGUGGGACAUUCCGGCAGCAGCAGGAGAGGGAAGGAAGCGGGCGCUGCCUUUACUGGAGAAGCAGCAUUUCCUUCUGCGGAAAUUUUGGCAAUUUUCCUCACUGUCCCAGCCGGGACAGCGCUUCCUAAGGCUGGGAAAGGAGGGGAAAGGAGGAGCUGAAACACAGAGUAAAACUACAGGGGAUAGCACAGGGACGAGAGAAAGGCAACACAGUCAACGAAGGGGAAAAAAGAUAUGGAUUAAGAUGGGCAGGAAGGGAAAUGAUCCCAGAAAAUAGAGGAAGGAAGUUAAAGAGGCAAAAAGAUUUAUUUUUUUUACAUCCAGCCUGUCGGUCACAGAUACUGAGUGCUAUUUCCAAGAAAACCAGCCAUGUAGGCAGUCAGAAAUGGAAACAGAAGUAGGGAAAACCACCUUAACUGAAAAAGACCUGAAGGCAAAAAGUUUUUUGUUUGUUUGUUGGGUUUUUUUUUAAUAUAAAGGGGAGGAAGAGAGAGGGGAAGAGGUCCCACACUUUAGCUCAGCACUGUGUCCCAACAGCAGUCAUUUCUUGUGAGCUUCCCCAGAAAGGACCUCCAGGCUCCUUCCUCCAAACACCCCAGUUUUCCCAUCCAAAGCUGAGCAUUUCUGCCUGAUAAAUCCUCUUUUUUUUCCUGUCCUGACCCACACUUCCCCCCUGCCAAGGUGCAGGAGCAGUGUCAGUGCCUCUCUGCACGUCCCCAGCAAGGCUUGGCCAUGGGAGAACCCUAGAGGAGCCUCAACGGGCUUUGGCUCUUCCCAGCUGGAGGAGGUCUCUGUUGGUGUCCUCCCCCCACAUUCACACCCCACCUGCCCCACAGAGAGCCCGGCUGGUGCCCCACUUCCCUCUAGCAGCAGGACCACUGGCUGUGCGUGGGGGCACAGUGCCAGCUCGCUCAGGGCAGUGUCUCCUCAAGGCCCAGACCUGCUGGGAACUUGGUGUGUUCACCAGAAACGUCACUCCAGUCUUACACCACCACUCCACGCCAUAAGUUGUGUUGUGAAGGACUCUGUUGUUAUUUUGGCUUCCAUAUUUCCUUUACAGAAGUAUUCCUGGGUGUCACACAGGAACCUUAUUAUGUGAAAGUACAUGCAAACUGCAGAGUGUGUGUACUGUGUCGUUACACGGGGUCCACAGAUGGUACAUGGUGUUCCACGGAUGGUACAGGGUGGUCCACAGAUGGUAGAGCAUGUUCCACAGAUGGUGCACGAUGUUCCACAGAUGGUACAGGGUGUUCCAUGGGUGGUACACGGUGUUCCACAGAUGGUGCACAAUGCUCCACGGAUGGUACAGGGUGUCCCAUGGGUGGUACAGGGUGUUCCACAGAUGGUGCACAAUGCUCCACCGAUGGUACAGGGUGUUCCAUGGCCUACAACAAAGCAAACGUCAGCUGCUCAAUCCCCAAAGAUACCUUGAAGCACAAUUUCCCCACCACUGAUUGGCCAGACAAUUUACCACACCCAGCCUCUCCUGGUUUCGUUUCUGUGCAGUCUGUCUGUGCUACAGCCUGAUGACAACAGCAAUUCUGUGAGGAAUAAUAGGGGGUUUUUCCACAUCUCAGUUCACUUAACUAUUACCUUAUCUAGGCAGAUGUUACUGGGUGGGUAAGAUUUUACUCACCCAGUAUCCAAAAUUUUCAAAACUUACAAGUUUGGGGUGUUUUUUAGGCUUUUCUUUCUGUUUCCUAAUGGUUUACGGUGCCUUUCCUGCCUUUCAUACGAAGCCUCCCGAAGGCCUAACCCGGGGCUCGGUUAAGGAGCAAGAGACGGGGCACCUGGCAACUCAGUGUUGGGGACGCGGGUCCCUUCCCCUCCUUGAGGAGAGCAGAAGCCCAGGGGGUCAGGAACCGGGACCCCACUCUCGGGUGGGAGCAGGGAGCCUUGGCCCCGCCGGUACCGACCCCCCGCAGAAAGGGGGCCCCGGGGUUUGCUGAAAAUUUAUCUCACGGAAACUUGGUAUUUUUGCCUUAAACGACAUGCUUGAGUCCUUCUAAUUUUAAGUUAAUUUAUUUAAUACAAUUUUAUGCACAAAAGAAUGAGUUCUAUAAAUUAUGUAUGAAAAUGUUAAUGUCUUUACAAAGUACUAAUAAAUCCAGAAGAUCCUAUCUUUUCAAAUUAUGGUUUAAAAUCCUAAUUUUUUUUUUUCUUUUAUGCUCACCAUUAUUAUUUUUGUAGCUGUAAGUCUUAUCAUAUAGGAAUUUUUUAACAUACUGUUGCUAGAAAAUAGAAAAAAGUAGUGAAUAUAUGAAAUUCUGGAGAGGAAGAAUUGUUUGUUUGGAUUUUUAUAAGCUUUGCUCUUAUUUCCUCAUGAGGAGUUUCCUGUUUCUACGCUCUCUCUUUAAAGACAGUGUCAGGACCGACUGUCAUUCAUCGGUGUCACAGAAGAAGGACCUUUUCCAGAGCUGCUGGUUGCCGUCCAGCUCGUGACAGCUCAUAGGAAUGACUAGGGACAAAGGGCGCUUUUUUUUUUUCUUUUUCUGCUCUACAAGCCACUUGGGGAUUGUUGAAGAGAGAAUUUGAACUUAAGUAAGAGCUUCAGGAAUUAAGCCUUAUCCGAAUAACUGUUUUCUGAUCAGCGUGUUUCUUGUACCUGAUUGAAGAGAGAACUGAAAAGAAUAGUUUUGAUGAUUAUUAUUUGUUUAAAAAUUUGUAUUUGCUCCUGGCUUAUAUGAUCUAUACUUUUUAUUUAAAUAUGAAUAUAGUGUUUUAGCCUAGGGUUGAAGAUUGCAAAGAUCAUACACUUUUAUUCACAGUGCCCACGGUUGUUCUGUAUGUUUUUGAGAUAAACCUCCUUAGAGUGACUGCUCUCAUGACAGCGUGGUGAGGAGUAAUUCACCUGCUCUUCCGUGGUAAGUCCAACCAUACUGAGCUGCUGAUGCAUAGCAGAACAUCUGAUGUACAGUAGUAUUUCUGGAUUGGGACCUGCAAUCCUCACUCAAGCAAAAAUUCUAUGGAAUUCAAGAAUUUUUCUUGAAUCGGGAGCUCGGAUUCAAAUCCUUAUUUUGUUGGGCAUCUGUUUAAAGUGAAAAUGGUAAUAUUCCAGUUAUUUCCUGAGGAAACUAAUAUUUAGCUGAUUUACCCAUGUCACAUUGACUAUAUAAAAAAAUAACGCACAAAAUAUUGAUGUAAAAAGGGAAGAAAAGAAGGGACAUUUUUUAAAAAGCACAGAGAAAAGGAGAAUAAUCAGAAAAAGAGGAGUAAGCGGGAAAAGAAAAUAUAACAGCGAGGAAUGAAAAAAGGGGUUUAAAGACCCGAGGCUAAAUUCAUCCUUGGAUGGCUUCACUGACUUCACUGGCUUCACUGCCCAACGGGGUGAAGUUCAGCCUCCACUGGGAUAAUCAGGCUCAGUUCUGCUGAGUUCUGAAAGGAACUGAACCCACCUACACCAGGAAUGAACUUGCCUCUCUGGGCCAACUUUUAUCCUGACUCAUAUGUCAUGCAAUCCUUUUGGAUUCAUUAGGUUUGAAUGAAAUACAGGUCAGAAAAGAAUUUGCCCCAGAUAUUUCUGCUUCACAUUUUUUUUUUUCCAAGUGUGUUAAUCGACUUAAUUCAAAUGGAUUACAACAUCACACGAAGUGCUGUCACUGUCUAAAAAGGUUAAUUGGUUUUUGAAAUAAGAAUUGUCCCCUGCAGCGUCAGUGGAAGCACGUGAUAUUUUCCUGUUCAUUCAUCUGGAUGCAAAUGUGACCAUUAAUUCAGCGGUGGCCACGCACUGGACAAUUCCAGACAUACCCAAUAUCCUCUGCUAUUGGAAGCAUUUUUUUACUUCUUUGCAAGAUAAUAAAAGCCUGCUUGAUAACAGGCUUAGAAAGCACGAAGGCUGCUCCCACUGACACUGCAACGACAUCAGCCAGUACAUUACAAUGUUAAUUGUAACUUCUUGACAAAGUUGAAUCCAUAUUGUUGUUAAUAAAAACGAUUUGAAAAGUA
Molecule: messenger RNA, 7115 nt
Organism: Calidris pugnax (ruff)
Lineage: Eukaryota; Metazoa; Chordata; Aves; Charadriiformes; Scolopacidae
Gene: KCNQ5
Product: potassium channel, voltage gated KQT-like subfamily Q, member 5
Exons: 13
Coding region: 100-2379 (759 amino acids)
Biological process (GO): potassium ion transport; transmembrane transport
Cellular component (GO): membrane
Molecular function (GO): voltage-gated potassium channel activity
Source: RefSeq, a predicted model, not a curated record